Molecule: messenger RNA, 1062 nt
Organism: Lasiodiplodia theobromae
Lineage: Eukaryota; Fungi; Ascomycota; Dothideomycetes; Botryosphaeriales; Botryosphaeriaceae
Product: Short chain dehydrogenase
Exons: 2
Coding region: 1-1062 (353 amino acids)
Source: RefSeq, a predicted model, not a curated record
AUGCUCUUCAACCCCGUCGCCCACCUCCCCACCUUCAACCCGCUGGCCCUACUUCGGAUGGCCGGUGCCAUGACGUCCCACGCCUUCAGCCUCUCCGAGACGCCCGAUCUCGCCGGCAGAGUUGUCGUGGUCACCGGCGGCUCCGCUGGCAUCGGCCGCGAGUUCUGCGCUCAGCUGCUUCUGCACGGCGUCGCCAAGAUAUAUGUCCUCGCCCGCUCCGAAUCCAGGUUUGCCGAGGCCAGGGCCGAGUGGUCGCAGAAGCACGCCCUGGCCGAUAGCGACCUGGCUGGGCGCGUCGACUUCAUUCGCUGCGACCUGACUGACGUGGAGGCCGUGCAGCGCGCUGCCCGCUCGCUGUCGGAGCGCCUCGAUAGGCUCGACAUCCUCAUCCUGAAUGCCGCCCUUCCUCUGUCACCCGACUACCAGCUCUCGCCCCAGGGCGUCGAGCUUCAAUUCGCUGCCAACCACCUCGGCCAUUUUGUCCUGACCAAUCUGCUUCUCCCGCUCGUUGAAAAAACUGCCUCCGAGCAUGGCCAAGCCCGCAUCCUGACCGUCUCGUCAUCGCUGCAUCUUGCAUGCCAGGAACUGAGCCUGCCGCUCCUCACAUCCCCCACUCCUACCAAGUCUCCUGCCGCCCUGGACAGUUUCUGGAGGUAUGCACGCACCAAGCUUGCGAACAUCCUCUUCACCCGUGAGCUGGCCCGCCGCCUCGAUAACAUGGGUCUCUCCAACGUUUACGUGAACUCAUUCUUCCCGGGUAACAUCCCCACCGACGCGUGGGAUUCUUGGAAAGACCUAUUCGGCACUUUGGUCGGUACAACAGCCAAGAGCGUCCUCCAGCACGUUAGCCACACGCCCGAAGAUGCCGCAGCCACGGCCAUGUACCUGGCCGCAAGCCCGGAUGUCGUGUCCAAGGGCCUGAAGGGAAAAUAUUUUGUCCCCAUCGGACAGGAAGAGGAGACCAGCACUGUUGCAAAUGACAAGGAUCUGCAGAAGAAUCUCUGGUACUGGAGCGACAGCAAAGUUGCCGAGACCUUGGGCAAAGGCUGGCAGAAUGCGUGA